[Torrubiella] hemipterigena is the source of this 243-nucleotide messenger RNA. The record is from the annotation of a GenBank genome assembly. NCBI's taxonomy places the organism in Eukaryota, Fungi, Ascomycota, Sordariomycetes, Hypocreales, Clavicipitaceae.
AUGCAAGUCACAACUCUAUUUACGAUACUUGCGGCUGUUUCCGGCGUCGCGCAUGCUGUUGCUGUGCCACGCGGUGAACAACACAUCGACGGCGGAGGCUCUUGGGCAUUGAAGAGAGGCGAACAGCAAGCUGACGGAGGUGGCUCCUGGGGAAACAAACGAAGCGAGCAACAAGCCGACCGAGGUGGCUCCUGGGCGAAGAGAAGCGAACAGGAAGCUGACCGAGGUGGUUCCUGGGCGUAA